Pseudomyrmex gracilis is the source of this 1503-nucleotide messenger RNA. RefSeq names its product matrix metalloproteinase-14-like. Gene Ontology annotation, cellular component: extracellular matrix. Lineage: Eukaryota; Metazoa; Arthropoda; Insecta; Hymenoptera; Formicidae. The transcript has 2 exons. Bases 1 to 1503 code for a protein of 500 amino acids. The record is from RefSeq and is a predicted model, not a curated record. Gene Ontology annotation, molecular function: metalloendopeptidase activity; zinc ion binding. Gene Ontology annotation, biological process: proteolysis.
AUGACGUCGUUCGCAUUGCCGUUGAGGUUUCUCGCGCUCCUCGUCGUGUUCGCGACGUCGACGUCGAUCGCGUUGACGAGNUCAAUGACAAAUACAACAAAGAGGAGCGUUGUCGAUGGAAGAGAGACUGCUAUCGCGUUCCUACGCAAGUACGGUUACCUAGAGGACAUUGUUGAAAACUCAUUGAUUUUGGAGGGUGCGUUGAAUCACGCUGUCUCGCUUUUUCAAGAAUUCUACAAUCUUCCGAUAAAUGGUGAAUUAAACAUGGAAACGAUGCGCACAAUGAACAGACCGCGUUGUGGAGUUCGUGACAUCCAGACGCGGUACUCGAACAAGGAGUACUUACACAAGUGGCCUACUACUCAUCUCACAUGGAACUUUUUGUUCGCUUCUAGAGCGAAUCUACAAAUAGCGAAAACAGCGUUCGCUCUGUGGGCAGCGAAUUCAUCGCUGACUUUUACACGCAGCGUGCACAAUCCUAACAUAGUGAUUUCAUAUAAAGGUGGACGACACCCUAUGUGGGACAAGCAUUACUCGGAUACUAUGUGUCCGUUUGAUUUUGACGGUCGAGGUAGAGUACUCGCUCACGCGUAUUAUCCCAACGGAGAUCUGAACCAUGUCUCUGAGAUACAUAUCGACAAUGAGGAACAGUGGCACGUGCAGCUCACUGAAAAUCCAAGAAAUAAGGAUCAUCUGUUGCACACACUGACUCAUGAAAUCGGACAUGCUAUAGGAAUAGAGCACAGUCCACAUGACAAUUUGGUACUUUACGCGUUCGUGCCUGUUAAACAGUGGCCUGUUACGCUCAGCUUGGAUGAUGUUCUAGCUGUGCACAACCAUUACGGACCUAACCCGAAUCCACCUGAUCUACCACCGGUUUCUACAUUUGUCCUUUCAACGGUCGCAACGACUACAACAACAACAACGACGCCGCAGCCGCCGUUGCCGCAUAAACCUACGCCGCUACCACCUAGACAUGUGUGCGAAGUGCGCAAUCCCGAUCUGGAUGCGGCUUAUCAACAAUCAUCCGGCGAGCUCGUGCUCUUCGCCGAUGGAUAUGUGUACUUGGUUUUCUAUCCUAGUUUACAAUUGCAAGACGGUUGGCCGCGCAGUUUCUCUGAGAUUGGAUUGCCUAGCGAUGUCGCCAUUAACACUGCGUUUCAAUCUUCUAUGGGACACACCUACGUCAUAUUCAACAACGACUCUGUGGCCGUUGUAGAUAAUUGUAACGUGAGGAUUAAGGAAUACAACAAAUUGAAACUAAUGUUUCCGGGAGUUCCACCAAGUAUGUCGUUGGCCUUCCGUAAUGCAGAUGGCUUUGUGUACUUUCUGUACUCCGAGAGAUAUCUCGCGUUCAGCGAAUUCACCAGUUUUAUGCACUCUGCGAGACCUUUUAAUAUGCGUUUAAUUGAUAUUUAUUGUCCGGAUAUAAACAUCUUAUACAACUUAAAAUCCCUAGUUUCUCAACUUGAAAAGUAUGAACACGCUCUUCAUUCAGAGUAG